AUGCUGUCCCUUCUCUUGGUAGCGCCGGUCGUUCUGGCGACGGCGACGUCGUCAGCGGCUGCCCCAGCCUUCACCUACAAUUCGUCUUCGUUCCUGCUUCAUGGGGAUCCAUACGUUAUCAUUGGAGGUCAGAUGGACCCACAACGCAUCCCUCCUCAAUACUGGCAAGACCGAUUGGCCAAGGCCAGAGCCAUGGGUCUGAACACGAUCUUCAGCUACGUAUACUGGAACCUCCUUGAGCCUGAACAAGGACUGUGGAAGGACGAUGAGGACUACAACGAUAUUGCGCAGUAUUUUCGGAUCGCGCAGGAAGAAGGGCUUCACGUUGUGCUGCGGCCAGGACCGUACAUCUGCGGCGAGCGGGAAUGGGGAGGAUUCCCGGCCUGGCUGAGUACAGUACCAGGCCUUGUUGUGAGAAGUUUCAACGAACCCUACUUGAACCUCUCAAAGACCUAUCUCGAGCAUCUGGGUGCAAUUUUGCGGCCGCUGCAGGUUACACAAGGGGGUCCGCUGCUGAUGGUCCAGGUGGAGAACGAGUUUGGCUCCUACAACGACUCCGACCACGAAUAUACACAAGCACUACGGGAUGUUCUGCGAGAAAAUUUCGACGUCCCGUUAUACACAAACGAUGGAGGCACAAAUUGGACUUUGGCUGGCGGAGAGGUCCCUGGCGCCCUGGCCGAGACCGACGGAGACCCGUCGAGCGGGUUCGCAGCACGAGACGAAUAUGUCACUGAUCCGAGCGAAUUAGGCCCUCUUCUUGACGGUGAAUAUUACACAUAUGCACCGGAUACGUGGGGCAGCGACAAUCCACACAGCACUACUGUUGGGGAUCCUUCUGAGGUUGCCCAGUUUGUAGAGCUGACAACUGCUCACGGGCGACAUAAGGACUUGGACUAUGUUCUCGGGGCCAAUAACUCAAUAAGUCUCUAUAUGUUUCAUGGGGGAACCAAUUUUGCUUUCAGCAAUGGGGCCUUGUGGAAGAAUUAUACAGCAAGCUUCACCACGUCGUAUGAUUAUGGUGCGCCUCUUAGCGAGGAUGGUCGAACAACGGACCUAUAUUUCACAUUGCGCGACACUAUCCAGAAAUACACGGCCGACAAGAUCCCCGAACCACCCGCUGACAUACCUCUUCUGUCUAUCCCCGACAUCACACUCUCGGCAAAGUCGUCGCUCUUCAAUGUUUCAUCCUCAAAGACAUCAGAGACAUCCCCUUUGACCAUGGAGCAGCUUGGCCAGAGCUACGGCUUCAUUCUUUAUGAACACCAGGUGAUCGACCGCGGGACAGAGUUAUCGUCUAUGUCAACGGGGAUCCGGACUGGAGUCAUCGACAGCACAUACGCGCAGCCCAAGGACGUCUCCCUGAAUCUUGGGCCGGGAGACACUCUGCAGCUCUUGGUCGAGAAUCUCGGCCGUGUGGAUUAUUGGUCUCUGGAGUCGGACCUGCCCAAUCACGUCCUGGAUCCUUACAAAGGAAUCGUUGGUAAUGUGACCGUUGGUGAAUCUGUUCUGGAAACCUGGUCUAUGGUCACCAUCCCCUUGGACGAGAUCCCUCCAAUGGCAUCGCCGACCAACUCAUCACUGCUCAGCCAGACACCGACCUUUUACUCUGGAACUUUCACUUUGGGAUCAAACUAUACGGAUUCCGCCCAGCUUGACACCUUUAUUGCGAUUCCCAAUGGGGUGAAAGGGAUGGUAUGGGUUAACGGUUUCAGCCUCGGAAGAUACUGGAUUGUUGGACCUCAACAGUCCCUUUAUUUGCCUGGCACAGUUCUCAAUGCUGGUCAAUCAAAUGAGAUUGUUGUUCUCGAGUUGGAACCUGGAAACAGCGCGAUGAUCGCAAGGGGGGAGGCCGAGAGAGUCUGGGCCAACUAUCCUGACCCAGAUUACAGUUGA
This is a messenger RNA of Cryphonectria parasitica EP155, 1896 nucleotides long. Its product is annotated as family 35 glycoside hydrolase. Gene Ontology annotation, biological process: carbohydrate metabolic process. Gene Ontology annotation, molecular function: beta-galactosidase activity. Lineage: Eukaryota; Fungi; Ascomycota; Sordariomycetes; Diaporthales; Cryphonectriaceae. The record is from RefSeq and is a predicted model, not a curated record. Gene Ontology annotation, cellular component: vacuole. Bases 1 to 1896 code for a protein of 631 amino acids. The transcript has 5 exons.